This is a messenger RNA of Mycena indigotica, 636 nucleotides long. RefSeq lists its product as uncharacterized. The transcript has a single exon. The coding region runs from base 1 to 636 and encodes 211 amino acids. The record is from RefSeq and is a predicted model, not a curated record. Lineage: Eukaryota; Fungi; Basidiomycota; Agaricomycetes; Agaricales; Mycenaceae.
AUGGUCCAGGACCUUGAAACUGAGCUUGGGGUUGUUGAACGAUGGAAGGCGGACCAGCUGGAGUAUCAACAAGCAGAGCGUGAAACUGGUGAUAUUCAGCAAAAGCGAUGGGCGAGGCCAGCCUACCGGGAGGUCAUGCACCAAUACUUCAAGAUUCUGCGCGCUAAGGAAGAAAUCGAGCUUCUCAAUAUUGAAAUACGGCGGGUAUUGACAUGGAUGCGGGAUGAUGCUGCCGCCCUGCAGGAGAAGGGGGUGAAGCUGAGAGACACAAGUGGCAAGUCUCCGGAGAAGGCCGAGCAAGAUGGUUUGAUGGCGGUUCAGCUCGCAGAAUAUGCCUCCCGCCGUCAUCGCUUCAAUGACACCCACAUUCGUCGGUUCCAUUCACUCGCUAUCUUGGAGGGCUUUACCGGCUCUUUACAGUUAGGGCAAGCAAUCAAAUCUUGUCGGGUGGAGAUGAAUGAUAUGGACAUUGAUGAGCAAGCGCCAACGACAAUUUCCUUUGAUGAGGUGAUGGAGAAACGUGACGAGGAGUAUGGCUCGGAUGAUGAAGGAGAUGAGGCACAGGAUACAGAGCUUUCAGAUCUUAUCUUUAUGUUAGCUGGUCUUGGAAUUGAUCAAAAUGAGGGUGUUGAAUAG